AUGGACACACCUUCUAAGGAACUGAAAGGUUUGCAUGCAUUUGUCCCCGUUAGACCUCAAAGGACUCUGCGUUAUUAUUAUCUCUGGAGCUUGCAGUUCAUCGCCUCUCCGAUUUUAUUUCCCUUCAGAUUAUUAACUAUGGUGCUCUCGUUCAUAAUAGCCUUUGUAUCACUGCGCAUUCUAACCUUGAAGCUAGAUCUUACAAGGCCUAUCAACCCUUUUCGGAGGACCCUCAUACGGGCGCAGACCAUGUUCGUCACUUGGCUCUUUGUCUGGUCAACGGGUUGUAGGAUUAUAGAGAAGGAUGUGCAGAAUAAGCCGAAUAGCGAAGUAGAUCAUCUCUUAAUAUACAAUCACACCACCUCUCUCGAUGGAGCAAUCUUGGCGAUGCUAGGAUUUACUUCGCAUAUCAACAAAGCUAGUAUUCGCAACAUGCCCAUCUUUGGACUUGUAGAACUAUCAAACCAAGGGCUGUUUGUCGACCGUAACGAUCCUGAUUCGAAGAAGAAAAUUCAGAAGGCUAUUCAAGAGAGGACACUCUUAGCCUCUGGGCCUCUGGGACUCCCCCGAGAGUGGCCACUUGUUGCGGGCGCACCCGAGGGAACUACAACAAAUGGGACUGUCUUUAUAACAUUCAAACGCGGUCUCUUUGUUCCCGGGAAACCGGUUCACGCCUGCCAUAUCACAUAUGACAGAAGAAUACUAGACGUCAGCGACGCACACCAGAACAUGGUGGUGGCUAUCCUCAAAAUGAUGCUGUGCUUCAGGACUACUUGCACUGUCCGCUAUUUGCCAAGAUAUGUGCCAACAACGGAGGAGUCCAAGGACCCUGAUCUCUACGCUGAAAACGUGCGCUACUACUUCCAUGUCCAGUCUGGGCUUCCCCUCUUAAAUAUGACAGGUGCAGACAAGCAAUACUAUCGGAGACAGCUUGAUGACGUUAGUAGGUGCUCAACAAUUGUGAGGGAUCAGUACCCUGACUGCAGGUCUGGUUCUGGGCAUUACGUCGCCGGUUAA
Messenger RNA from Giardia duodenalis, 1017 nucleotides. RefSeq names its product Lysophosphatidylcholine acyltransferase. The transcript has a single exon. The record is from RefSeq and is a predicted model, not a curated record. The coding region runs from base 1 to 1017 and encodes 338 amino acids. NCBI's taxonomy places the organism in Eukaryota, Fornicata, Diplomonadida, Hexamitidae.